Messenger RNA from Candidula unifasciata, 522 nucleotides. NCBI's taxonomy places the organism in Eukaryota, Metazoa, Mollusca, Gastropoda, Stylommatophora, Geomitridae. The record is from the annotation of a GenBank genome assembly.
AUGGUGGCCAACCACAGAUCAACGAAACCGAGGACAACCUUCAAACCCGUAGAGACCUCGGUGUUCAUCGUGUCCGGCUUCCACAUCUUCCUGGGACUGUUGAGUGUCUGUGUGGGAGUCAUCAGCAGCAUCCGGGCCGAUGUCUGGCUGGCUCACAGUGUUUCGCCUAUCUGGAGUGGCGGAUUUAUUAUGUGUUUCACCGCCUUCUCGCUGGUGUCUAUGGUGGUGGCGGUGGUCAGCAUACAGCUGUUGAGGGUUGGACUGGUCAACCAUACAACUGACGGACACACCUUCCAGAAGGAGAAGAAGGAUAUGCUGAUCUACGUGUCGCUGGCGGCGGCGGGAACUGAGAUCAUCGUGUGCAUGACCGCUAUCGUCUUGAGCUGCAGGAUCGCCAGGGUGGCCAAAGAGGAGAUGAGUAAACAGAGGGACGGGAUGUUCUAUGUCAAGGUUCUAGGACAGAAGGACAUUGUGGUAGUCACCAAGCCUGUUGAGGACAAUGAUGAGCUGACCGCCGUGUGA